AUGGCUUCCAAUGACAAUCAAAAGAUCUCAGUCGUUGAAGGUAUGAAAAAAAGUGGCAUACCAUAUGUACGAUUAGGUAAUAGUGGUUUGCAAGUUUCACGAAUUUGUUUGGGUAUGAUGACUUAUGGAUCAAAAAAAUGGCGUGAAUGGGUACUUGAAGAACAAGAAGCACGUCCAUUUGUGAAACGAGCAUUAGAACUUGGAAUUAAUUUCUUUGAUACAGCUGACAUGUAUUCAUUGGGUGUCAGUGAAGAAAUUACUGGUCGAGCUUUAAAUGAUAUGGCUGUUCGAGAAGAAAUUGUUGUAGCUACUAAACUAUUUCAUCCAGUUGUCGAUGGUCCAAAUCGUACAGGUCUUAGUCGUAAACAUAUUUUUGAAGCAUGUGAUGCUAGUUUAAAAAGAUUAAAUAUGGAUUAUAUUGAUCUUUAUCAAAUUCAUCGUUUCGAUAAACAAACACCUAUUGAAGAAACGAUGGAAGCUUUAAACGAUCUUGUUAGAUCAGGCAAAGUUCGUUAUAUUGGUGCUUCGUCGAUGUAUGCCUGGCAAUUUGCUAAAGCUCAAUAUAUAGCAGAAAAAAGAGGAUGGACAAAAUUUAUUUCCAUGCAAAAUCAUUAUAAUCUUAUCUAUCGUGAAGAAGAACGUGAAAUGAUUCCAUUAUGUAUUGAUCAAGGCGUUGGUCUUAUUCCAUGGUCACCAUUUGCUCGUGGGUUUUUAGCAGGAAAUCGAAGUAAAACUGAUUUAAAUAAAGAAAAUAAUGAAACAACUUCAGCUACAAAACGAGCACAAACAGAUGAAUAUGGUCAUAAUUUAUAUUAUGCAGAUAAUGAUUUUGAAAUUGUUGAACGUUUGAAAACAGUUGCAGAAAAAAAACAAGUUAAACCAAUUCAACUUGCACUUGCAUGGAUUUUAUCAAAACCUGGUGUAUGUGCACCGAUUAUUGGUGCUACAAAAAUGUAUCAACUUGAAGAAGCUGUUGCAGCAACUAGUAUUAAACUUUCCGAUGAAGAAAUCAAAAGUUUAGAAGAAUUAUAUCAACCUCGUCGUAUUCUUGGUCAUUCGUAG
Molecule: messenger RNA, 1062 nt
Organism: Rotaria sordida
Lineage: Eukaryota; Metazoa; Rotifera; Eurotatoria; Philodinida; Philodinidae
Source: the annotation of a GenBank genome assembly